AUGCUCGGGUACACUGCAGAGCUGCGCGUGCAUGCCAGGGAGGUGAGUGGAUCUGCCUCAGCCAUGGCAAAGGGAACCAAAGUGUUGAAAGUGUUGCUGAGCCUGGUGGGGCAGGGGGUGGCUGCUGCUCUAAAAUGGAAAAAUGCAAACAAGUAUGGAACAGGUGCAGACGAGUUCCGACUGCUGUGGAAGCAGCUUGGUGCAGUAGGGAAAGCAUCGGAUUUGGAACCAGAUUUGGACCUGAGUUGA
Rangifer tarandus platyrhynchus (Svalbard reindeer) is the source of this 249-nucleotide messenger RNA. The record is from the annotation of a GenBank genome assembly. NCBI's taxonomy places the organism in Eukaryota, Metazoa, Chordata, Mammalia, Artiodactyla, Cervidae.